CGCGAGCCAAAUGUUUGCGACAACCCAAAACUCAAUUGAAUGAUCUGACAAGAGUCGAGGCACUUCGUAUACUUUAGGAUCCUCCAAUUCUGUUAAUUCUAUCAAUACUGUUACUUGCGAGAAUGAAUUGAUUUGCGACUGCUUGCCGUGUCUCUGUUUACGAGUUGCGCCUUUUGUUGAUCUCGCUGUUCAACCAUCCUUCCCGCCAAGCCCUACCCAACCAUCAACUCCUCAUAUGCCAUUAAACAUCCCCUUCAAUAAUUUCUUUACCAACUUCUAUAAUAUGGCAGCCAAUCCUCGGCUUCAUGGCUUCAUCGAUCGCCAGUCUGAUUCGCCUCCGCCUCAGCCACCAUCACCAUCGCCUCGACUACAACCUCAACCUCAACCUCAACAACGCGCAGAUCGUCAAGCGAUGGCGAAGAAUCUGAGAAUAGGCUCCAAGAAACAAAAAGACUCGUCUGCAAACAUGAAUAGAGCUCACAAUUCGGAGCCUGCUUAUGACCAGCCGACUGGAUUUUCGCAGAGAAACACGGUUCAUGGAGGAGACCAAAUGUACCCAGAUUACACGCAGCAAGAAAACCGCGAUAAAUUCGAUGAUUCUACAGUCGCCGAGGACUUUGAUGAUACUGUGAGCCAAGGAAACUUUUCGAAUGGGCAAAACAUGGCAGUUGUCGGUGUCGAUGACUUUGACAAUAGACAUGUCAGAGAACAGGUAGAACAAGAUAAUUUCCAGGAUCCCCAAGACAAUCGCUAUAAUAUGCGGUCUCCAGAUGAAUCCGAUUUUGGCCACAAUCAUAUCGAUGGACCGGUCCCCCAUCAACCACAUAAGAUUUUUCACCAAUAUAAUGGCCCACACACACAGGCUCUUGGAGAAUCACUUUACAAACAAAGUCAGACACCAAAAAUUAUAUUCCAGCCACACCUAUCACCGCUGCCACAACACAACAGUCCAACAAAACAAAAGAUUUCUGGUCGCUUCAAUCAGUCCAGACACUUAGAUACUCUUACAAAUCGUCAAAAGAAUGGAGUGCAAGCGGUCGAAAGUUCUCGAAAGCGAACUUCGGACGAGGGGGUCUUUUCGCCGUUGCCGAAAGCUGGAAAGUCUCAAGUAGUUGAAGAUUUGGAAAAUGCCAUACCUCGUGAAAUUCCGCCCUAUAAUAUUCCACCGCCACGCUCCGAAAACAUGCAAUCACCUCAAAUCGAUGGGUCUUCUGAUGAGGAAGAAUACUCUGAAGAUAGCAGCCGUAUAAAAGAGCAACCGGCACUUCAAUCUCGACCAGUCGAACGAUUUCCACCAGCUAACCCGCAACAAAAUGGUGCUUUUAAUCUUGCUACCAUCCAGCUUGAUUACGAUGAUGCCACUUUGAAAAACAUGGACUAUAGCCAGCUUAGAGACGAAUCUUUUGAAGCUCCAUCAGCUGCUAGUGAACAACCCAGCGAGCCAGACAUGUCACUCUCAGAUCGUACUCUUAACGAGCGCGUCAGCUAUCAUGUAGAACAAUAUCAAGCAGCAGAUCAAAAAGAGUUGGAUAAGCAGCGCGUCGCCAUGGCUGAAUUCUUUGGUAACUUAUCCAAGGAUGAGUGGGAGGAAGCAGGGGAUUGGUUCUUGGAAAGAUUUGCGGAUACCUUGAAAGCACUGAAGGAUGCUAGAAAAGAGAAGAGAGAUGUAGUUGCCAAGUUCGAAAGGGAGAUAGAGAAGAGAGAAGGGGAGGUGAAAGGAAGUCUACGAGCCUAUAACGAAGAUAUGGAACGCAUGAAGAAGGGCGCCAAGGGAGUCAUCGAGGGAAAGAUGCUAUAGACAUGGCCGAUCGUGACAUUGCUAGUGACAUGGUUGAUGAUGUACGCAACAAAUUCGGGAUAUAUUGAGCUUUUACCAUCUGAAGCCUUGACUUUCGAUUAAACAGAUUGGCUUCUGUAUAACUAUCAGGUUAUGUAAAUAUGUGUGGAUUAUUCGGCAUAGGCAUAGGCAUGGGCAUGGGCAUGGGCAUUCAAGCGCUGGGUUUUGGAAUCUAGAACGGAUUGGAACGACGAUUUGAGGAUUACAUUUUGCAUUUGGCAGGGAGUUCUAUUUUAGUUAGUACGAGAUACCCAUU
Molecule: messenger RNA, 2093 nt
Organism: Sclerotinia trifoliorum
Lineage: Eukaryota; Fungi; Ascomycota; Leotiomycetes; Helotiales; Sclerotiniaceae
Source: the annotation of a GenBank genome assembly